Cryptotermes secundus is the source of this 4907-nucleotide messenger RNA. RefSeq names its product EH domain-binding protein 1 (gene Ehbp1). NCBI's taxonomy places the organism in Eukaryota, Metazoa, Arthropoda, Insecta, Blattodea, Kalotermitidae. Bases 324 to 3422 code for a protein of 1032 amino acids. The record is from RefSeq and is a predicted model, not a curated record. The transcript has 25 exons. Gene Ontology annotation, molecular function: protein binding.
UCAAAAACCAAGGACAGUUUGUUACUGACGAGAAAAAAAGGAAUGAAUUUGUCGAUUUUACGAAUAAAAAGCAGCCAUAAAUGUGUAAUUGUGAGUGAAAUACUUUGCUUCCUGCGUCAGUUUAACUGAACCCAUGAAAGUUUCAUUUGUCAGACGUACACAGAAUUGAUUAAAGUAUGAUUUAAUUCGUGACACAGGAAAUUCUGUGAAGGUCUUUAAUACAGGAAGAAGGGUUAGUGACAAUGAAUUGCUUAGUCGUGUAAUUCAGGUUCAUUCUUCUGUCGUCUGCCACAUGAAGAAUCACAUUCAGAUAUAAUUUAACGAUGACCUCUGUGUGGAAACGGCUGCAGAGGGUUAACAAGCAUGCUGCAAAAUUCCAGUUCACAGUUUCUUAUCAUCAGGUGACAUUAGAGACAACUUUAAAAUGGAAACCUAAUAAAUUGAGUGUUGUCUGGACUAGACGUAGUCGCAGGGUCACUUCUGAGCCAUUACCAUGGGAACCAACAAUGAAGGAUCCCUUGAGAGGAGUUGUAGUAUGGGCAGUGCCAGAGAAUAAGGAAGUUUCAGUCACCUUAUUCAAAGAUGCUAGAACCCAGGAGAUGGAAGACAAAGAGUGGACAUUUGUUAUUGAAGAUGUAUCACCUAAUGGGAAGAGAAGACAGGUAGCAGCAACCAACAUAAACAUGCGGAAGUAUGCUAGCAUUGAGUCAUCUCAGCACCAGCUGAUGCUCACAUUUAAACCGACUACUAAGAAGAUAGUUGGUGCCACAAUGGAAUGUACCUUAUCAUGCGUUCUGUUACGAGAAGGAAAGGCAACAGAUGAAGAUAUGCAAAGCUUGGCAAGUCUGAUGAGUGUCAAUAACAAUGACAUUGCUCCUCUUGAUGAUUUUGAUGAGGAUGAAGAUGUUGAAGAUAUUAGUCAGAAGCAUCAAGAAGUGUUGGACUUAACAUCACAAAUUGACUUAUUGACGAGCAGUCUGAGUGGGUCAGAAAUCGCCAGUACACCAAUUAGUGUUGCAAGUCUGUCUUCAUACCAGAGGGACGAACCUACACCAGUUGCAACAGAAGGUAGAAGUUUCUUGGAUGCAGAUAACACAGAAAGUUGUGGGGAACCUGGUAUUACCUCAUUGGCUCAAGAUACAUUGCCAGAAGAGGUCCAGGGAAGUGGAGGUGUCAGCUGUGAAGAUGUACACGCCGAAGAUGUGGACAGCAGUUCAAACAAUUUUGCACCAACACCAAUCGUUCCUGAAGGAGGCUCUCGUAUUGUGCGUCUCACAUUGCAGCCUCUCAAUUUACUACAGGCUGAUGGAAAAUCACUGCGUGCAAAGGAAACAACUCCCGGACAAGACUUGCUAGAAUGGUGUAAGGAAGUUACUCGAGAAUAUCAAGGAGUCAAAGUUACUAACCUAACUACUUCCUGGAGGAAUGGCAUGGCCUUUUGUGCAGUAGUGCAUCAUUUCCGCCCAGAUCUCGUGGAAUUUGAUUCACUGUCCCCACAUGAUGUGAAGGGGAACUGCAAGAAAGCGUUCGAUGCUGGAGAAGCUCUGGGCAUACCCCGAGUGAUAGAGCCUGCUGAUAUGGAUGUGUUGACAGUGCCAGACAAGCUGGCUGUUAUGACAUAUUUGUAUCAACUGAGGGCUCAUUUCACAGGCCAUGAACUGGAAGUACAACAGAUUGGCAAGACAACCGAUGAAUCUUCCUACAUGAUUGGCCGUUUCAACACAGACACCGACACAGAUGUUACAGUACAGUUAUUUGGCCAAGAAAUCAUGAAUUUACGUAAGCGAGAAGCAGUUGAAAGAAGACAGAACAGACGAUCAAUAGGCAAUAGAAGGUCUGGCUCUGCUGACUCUGAUGGGACGGCAGAGAGUGAGGGCAGCAGGAGCAGCGUGCUGACACCCAGAGUGUCUAGGCAGACCUCGGGUCUGAGAUUGAGACUGCCCCUUCCUCUUGUCAACAGUUAUGACUCCGGUGAUAAUAGUGAGCGUUCACCCACUUCCGUCAAAGAAGUGAAGGACAAGAUAUUAGCGAGCUCAAAGAGCAUUCUGGGCAAAGUGCUGUCACCCACCAAAGAGAAGUUAGCCAGAGACAAGAGUAAGUCUCCUGUCGCAACCACUCAGCGACCAGUUCUUAUGACAAGACGCCAGUUAACUGAUCCAUUUGGUUCUGAUGAUGAAGAUGAAAGCUCUGUAAUUGCUAGUGAAGACAAGAAGAGCUGCAACCGUCCUCUAACAAGAUCACAGUCAUCACAGGAUAGCGAAUCAGUUCAUUCUUGUGAUACGAGGAUGAGCAGAGAAGGGUCAGAAGGAUGCGAAACAAACGGUGUUCAACAGGGUCUUUCGCCAACGCAUGAAGCUUUCAGUAGACAGCAACAUCAUAUUUUAACUCGCCAUGAUGAGCUGAGAGAGCGAGCUCGACAAUUGCUGGAACAGGCACGAAGAGAAGCAGCUGCCCGUGGCAUUAACUCUCAAGUGACAGUCCAGUCGCCAGUCAAGUGUGAAGAGGAGCGGCAGCAGCAACUCCGGGAGCGCGCAAGGAGACUGAUCGCAGAAGCAAGGAUGGGUGUUGUCGGGACACAGACACUGCAUUCUGAUCAAGGAAGAGGCUCUAACUUACACACAGUUCCUGCUGACAGUGGAAGCCCUCUGAGCUCUGACCCUUCGUCUCCUGACAGGCUGCAGUCUCCCCUCUCUCCCAGUGACAGGUCUGUCGGAAACAAGGCUGAAAAGAAUGGCAACGUACUGGCUUGGAGUCCGUCCAACACCCCAACAUCUGCUGACAGUGUAGCCUCCGGUGUCCCACACCACAAUCCAUUGGCAGGCGAGGAGGAGGCUAAUACUAAGAAGAACACUUCACCUCUUCACUCAUUCACCUCACUCAUGGAUCGAAUCUCACCCGAUAAAAAUAUCGGGGAUGUAUAUCAGAGAGGGCAUGGCAAAGAUGUGGUUAAUUACAUCCAAAAUGAACUCGAAGCACUAGAAAGAGAACAGAAGCAGAUCGACAUGCAAGCAGCCUUCCUUGAAAAGGAUUUGCGAAGGGUGAUGGAAUCAGGUAAUGACAAAGAGAGAGAGGAACAGCUGAUGGCCAAGUGGUUUCCAUUGGUGAACAAGAAGAACGCUCUCUUAAGAAGACAGAUGCAGUUAAAUAUUCUGGAGAAGGAAGAUGAUUUAGAGAGGAAGUUUGAGCUUCUCAAUAGAGAGCUGAGAAGUAUCUUGGCCAUAGAAGAGUGGCAGAAGACAGAGGAACAAAAAGUUCGUGAAAAUUUGUUGCUUGACGAACUGGUCACAAUUGUCAAUAAGAGGGACGAAUUAGUUCAUCACCUGGACUCACAGGAGAAAGCGAUCGAGGACGAUGAUGAAAUAGAGCGUGAUUUGAAUAGAGUUUCAAUGCCUCAACAGAAUCGAAAUUGUGUCGUGCAGUAAAGAAAAUAGAGUAUAAAUGUUUUUGCAAGUUAAACUUUGGAUUAUGUGCCACAAGCAUGAUUUCUGUAGACUGCCAAAGAAGAACUGAUAUCACUCCCCACCAUUUAAACUGCUGUCGCUUGUUUUUUAAAAUACUACGCAUCUGUGAAGGUGUGGUGUGAACUCUGUGUGAUUGUUUGCAAAGGGACAUUUGCAUCAUCCUGUUUGGACGAAAUUUGAGAAGUUAAAGAGAUAUACAAGAACAGGAUUUGUUGGUAAAGCUUGUGCUACUUUCUUACGUGUUAUGUUCAUGUUGUGUCCCAGUGGACCAAGCUUACUGUUCCCUAUUUGAAAGCAGUUGCACAAGUGAUAAUGAACACUUGCAGUGCUGCUAUUUUAUGCAUGUAUAUUUGUAAUUAUUUGGAGAUGUGUGAAAUGAGGAUAUCUGAUGUCGAGUCCAAAUAGAUGAAGUUUUUGGAGUAUAUUUUUCAUUCUUUUAGUAAUUAAUAGCUUUCUACGCAAGAAAAUAUAUAAACAUUUUUGACAUACAGUAAAACCUGCUGAUUUGAGCAUCCCCGAUGACAUGAACACCAUCUUUUCACUUCAAACUUGCUUUAAUUAGCACAGGUAUUUUUAGAUACAGUGCAGCCAGAAUAGCUCAUUUGGUGUAGUGGUGAGUUGGAUGGCUGAGGAAUCAGGGUUCAGUUCCCAGGAGUACCAAGAAAUUAUCUUCUCUGCAGUAUUUAGACUGGCCCUGGGGCCACUCAGCCCCCUGUCUGAUGGCUGCUGGGAGCUCUUUCCCUUGGCAUGGGUGGGUAGGAGGUAAAGUAGUGACCAGGAUGUGAAGGUGAAUGAACUACAAGGAACACAGUUGGUAAUCCUGUGCACCACAUUGUGGAAUACAGCCUUUUGAAUCUAGUUAAGAUAUGGUCAUGUACCAGAUGACAAUAAUCUCAAUUUUCAUGACCAUCAAAACCCCAAAUCUUAAUUUUACAUCUGGUUCCCAUUCUUUUCAUGGGACCAGAGAAACUUUUUGAUAAAAUAGUUUUCCAUUUAAUCGAGGCUCCAUUCCUGGCAGGUUUUACUGUAUAAGAUUUUCAUUAUGACAUUUAAUUAACUCUUUCCAUGCUGAGUUACUGUAGCUAAUUUAGAAUAGAGAUGUGGCCAAAAACAUGUAUGUAUUCCUCCAACUUAACCCAAAUGAACCUAACCUAGCAUGUCAGAGGAUAUAUAUAUAUGUCAGUAGCAUGGAAAGGGUUAAGAAAACAGACAAUUGAAUCAAACCUUUUAUAGAUAGCGAAUUUUAUUGAUUUAAUAAUCUGUCUUAUACUAGGAAUUUUCAGAAUGUCUCUUUUAAGUAGUGGAUAUGAGGGCAUAAAGUAGUUUUUGAUCUCCUAAGCUUUCGGUGUAUAUUGCACAGUCUCUUUUAUAGUCAGUUGAAAGACGGUCUGUGAGUUCUUCUAUGUACAUGUAAGCUGAAGCUUCAAUAUAUUGUUAAACAGCUUA